AUGGAAGAAUUACUGGCGCCCGCUCGACCAGUUCGAAGAUCAACGGGAGUCAAGAAUGGUGCACGUCUUUUUAUCCAGAAAAUGAUAGUGGAAGAUGAUCUUGAGAAGGUUACCUGGGUAUUAAAAGAAGCAUUGCGAGCAGAUCAGAUUGUGAAACUAAAGGUCCUCUUCACAGGAAUUGUGAACUCCAACCUGAACGGGCUCUAUCAAAACUAUGACUACUACGAGGAUUCCGAUUCACCCAGGAUAGCAGCCGUGACGCAGUUUGAACCAACGCAUGCUCGAAAAAUGGUGCCCUGUUUCGAUGAACCAGAGUACAAGGCAAUUUGGAAUGUCACUGUCAUUCAUCCAAGAGGGACCAGUGCAAUAUCAAAUGGACUCGAAAUGAGCGAAACCACCGAACCUGAUGGAGAUUGGAAAGUGUCGAUGUUUCAUCCGUCACCCUUAAUGUCCUCCUACCUUCUUGCCAUUGUUGUUGCUGAAUAUGACUUUGAUGAAGCGUAUACAGAACGGGGAACGAGGAUCCGAAUGUGGUCACGUCCGUCAAAGAAUCCCAAGGUCAGGAAAAUACUGGUGAAUAGAACGACGGUUUUCAUCAGUUUGUUUGAGAAGUAUUUUGGCAUAAAUGAUAUUGCGGUGAAACAAGAUCUAGUUGCUGUUCGUGAAUUUGGUACUGGAGCAAUGGAAAACUGGGGUUUGAUUACAAUCAGGGAGGAAUUUGUACUCUCAGACUAUAUUGAUCUCUAUUCAGCGAUGCGGCUUGUGGCACACGAGCUAGUUCAUCAGUGGUUCGGCAAUUUGGUGACAAUGAAGUUUUGGGAAGAUCUAUGGCUCAAUGAAGGUUUUGCUACCUUUUUCGAAAAGAUUGUGCAGUGGGAUCUAAAAGUGCAUGACGACGACCUGCAAGUGUUCCCUGCUUACUUGCUGCUUGAUCUUUACAAAGCUCUCGAUGCUGAUUCUUCAGCUACAAGCCGUCCACUUUCUUCUAUAAUCGAAACACCUAUGGAAAUUGAAGAAAGUUUUGAUGGGUUAUCUUACAGCAAGGGAUGCUCUAUCAUAGCAAUGGUAAAAUCUGUGAUAGGAGAGCGAAAUUUUCGAAAAGCAGUUAAUCAUUAUCUCAAGAAGUUUUCAUUCAAAAACGCUCAUCGUGAUGAUCUCUGGCAAGCUUUCGACGAAGCCAUUGAUGCAGUUCCAGGACCCUAUAAAAGUGCUUUAAACGUCCAGGAUUUUGGUAACCAGUGGACUAUGCAGAUGGGCUUUCCUCAUGUUACCGUAAAAUACUUCAAUUCUACUGCUGUGGUUAUAACUCAGGAGAAGUACAGAAGAAAUCCCUCAAUUUCUGAAUUGCCAAAAUACCUUUCACCUCGCUACGGGUACAAAUGGGAUGUCCCGAUAUGGUAUCAAAAAUUGGGAGGACAACCGCAAUUUGCGUGGCUGAGGAGGAACGAACCGUUGUACAUAAACGUGGAUUCCACCGAAAAACCAAUCAUAUUGAACGUUCUUACAAAUUGCUACUAUAGACAAAACUAUGACAGAGAUGGAUGGCAGAAAAUCAAGGAACAACUCGAAAAAAACCCUGAGGUUUUUCCCGAGUUUUGGAGAUAUUCCCUCAUCAGUGACGCAUUUGCAGCAGCCUUCGUCGAUCGCUUAGAUUAUGAGCUGCUUUUCGACAUGCUUUACUACGCCAAGAAAGAGAAGAGUGGUGAGGUAGCGAGAGCAAUGAUAGAAAAACUAUACGGCCUAGGGGGACUAUUCCGAGGGCGAGAAAGUAAAUAUGUUUAUACUUACACUUAUGAGAUCUUGAAACAUCAUAUGAUUGUAUACAAUCGUAUAACUGAUCUGAUAAUGGUCGGAAGUGAGAGUAAAGCAUUUAAGAAAACGAAACUACGUUAUCAAAGUGAAAGUGGACACGUAAGGCUAGGCAUGGAAGCGGAAUCAUCUAUAAAACUCAACAACAAGUUGUCCAGGAAACCUACUAGAAGUUGGGAAUGCACUCGUAAUGCUGCGAAUUGUUCAAUUGCUGUGGUUCAAAGUGCACAUUGA
Molecule: messenger RNA, 2043 nt
Organism: Necator americanus (New World hookworm)
Lineage: Eukaryota; Metazoa; Nematoda; Chromadorea; Rhabditida; Ancylostomatidae
Exons: 18
Coding region: 1-2043 (680 amino acids)
Biological process (GO): proteolysis; peptide catabolic process
Cellular component (GO): cytoplasm
Molecular function (GO): metalloaminopeptidase activity; peptide binding; zinc ion binding
Source: RefSeq, a predicted model, not a curated record